This is a messenger RNA of Exophiala bonariae, 1410 nucleotides long. RefSeq lists its product as uncharacterized. The record is from RefSeq and is a predicted model, not a curated record. Gene Ontology annotation, molecular function: FAD binding. Bases 1 to 1410 code for a protein of 469 amino acids. Lineage: Eukaryota; Fungi; Ascomycota; Eurotiomycetes; Chaetothyriales; Herpotrichiellaceae. The transcript has 4 exons.
AUGGCCAACAAAGAGGCCCAAAUCGAGAGAGUGAAAGCCUUACUGACGCCUCAAGAAAUCAUCCUACCCUCAUCAGCAGACUACAAACUCGCCUCUAGAACAUGGGCAGCCCAAGCAAAUCUCCAGCCCAGCGUGGUGGUCCAGCCUCGGGAUCUCCAAACACUCGGCAAAACCAUCGCAUAUCUCGCCAAUUCCACAACCCUCGAUUUCCGAAUCCGCUGUUCCGGCGUCGGCAACGCAUCCGCACAAGACGUUCUAGUGAGCCUCGCGGCAUUCAAGUCGUUUUCAUUUGACGCAGCCAACGAGACCAUCACGUUCGGCGCUGGCCAUACCUGGGGCGAAAUCGAUCGGAAAGUCGAGACUGAAGCGCCAGGCUAUGCAUCUGUCUCCGCUCGUUGUACCUACGUCGGUGUCGGUGGGUCUAUCAUCCAUGGUGGCCAGUCGUGGCUCAGUAGCGAAUAUGGCCUGGCGUCUGACCCGCAGAAUUUGCUGGAUGUGCAAGUUGUCAAGUUGGACGGAAGCGUCGUGUGGGCGAGCGAGGAGCCUGAUCUUCUGUGGGCGUUGCGUGGUGGAGGUGGUGGAUUUGCGAUCGUGGCGGCAUACAAGAUGCGCGUGUACAAGUAUCCGUCAUCGAUCUUCUGCGGGCAGAUCAUCUAUCCGCCGGAAAGUGUGGAGGUGGUUGCGCGAGAGACGGCAGCGUUUGCGAAACGUUGCAGUGAUCCAAAGCUUGCGCUCCACUUAUAUUGCCUGGACAUGACGCAGGGAAGCAUGACGAGUCAGGAGCCGAAUCCUGGCAUGGCCAUCUUUGCGUAUGAUGCUCGUGGCGAGGGGCACGGGCGAAGUGAGGAUGGAUUUAAAUGGGCGCUCGAUAUUCCUGGGGCGGUUGAUAUGACGCACGCGGUGAACCUACGGCAAGUUCAUGAGUCUUUUGACUCCCUGUUGGCACAUUUUGGCGCGUCAAACACGUGGCAAGCAGGCGUCACUGUGCCCGAAGUAUCUGAGGAGCUGAUAACGAAAGCAUGGGACUGGUACGUGGGCCUGAAGAACCAAGAUCCGGGGCUGGUCAAGGGGACCUAUGUGUUGCUGGAAAUGAUGCAAAAGCCUGCGUAUCAAUCCCUCAGCUACCCAAGUACCCAGACCGCCUGGCCGCACACAACACACCAGCAUAAUCUUCAGCUCGGCACUGGCAUUCCUCCGGGAAACCCAAAGAGCGAUGCUCUUGCUUACAAGGCCAUGGCGGAGGGGCCCUAUCAAAUCCGGUCGGAACACACUGCUGGAGACUAUUUCCCCAAUUUCAUCGAGGACUUUGUUGAUGCAAAGAAGGUGUUUGGCGUCAAUUGGUCCAAACUGGUCGAUCUCAAGAAGAAGUACGAUCCUAAGAAUAGACUUGGGGGGCCUUUUGGACAAUAA